CACUCACUAGGAUCUGACACUCCGCGCCGCCCAGACACCUCUAUUCCCGUCACUCCGACCGGCCUCUCCUCGAUCCUGGGCAACGGUGCCCACAACUGGGGUACGUGUCUAGCUUUGGGAGCGGCUCCCACAAGCAGGCAUCGGGUUAUCCGCUCCCGCGCCCGGGAAACGAGUUUGGCCAACGCCACAGCACUUUUGAGAGUGUGCAGGCCUGCAAAGAUCAUCGUGAGGGACAUUCCAGAUCUUGUUUUUAUUAAAUUCACCGACAGGAUACAAUUCAUUGUCCUUAAGGCUCACCGUCAUGGAUGCUCUAUCAGAAGCAAAUGGCACCUUUGCAUUAAACCUUUUGAAAAAGCUAGGGGAAAACAACUCGAACAACAUAUUUUUUUCACCCAUGAGCAUGUCAUCUGCUUUGGCCAUGGUCUUCAUGGGGGCGAAGGGAAACACUGCAGCCCAGAUGUCUCAGGUACUCUCUUUUAGUAAAAUUGGUGGUGAAGAUGAAGAUAUUCACCAAGGUUUUCAGUCACUUCUUGCUGAAAUUAACAGAACUGGCACUCAGUACUUGCUUAGAACUGCUAACAGGCUCUUUGGAGAAAAGUCUUAUGACUUCCACACAUGUUUUACAGAUUCCUGUGGCAAAUUCUACCAAGCAAAGCUAAAACAGCUUGAUUUCCUGAACGAUACAGAGAAGUCCAGAACACACAUAAAUAACUGGAUUGCUGAAAAAACUGAAGGUAAAAUUACAGAGAUGCUCUCUCCAGAUUCAGUUGAUUCAUUGACUAAACUGAUUCUCGUGAAUGCCAUCUACUUCAAAGGAAACUGGGAAAGUCCGUUUGUGAAAGAGAUGACCAGGGAAAUGCCUUUUAAAAUUAGCAAGAACAAAGAAAAACCUGUGCAAAUGAUGUUUAAGGAAUCCUUCUUUAAAAUGACCUAUGUAAGGAAAAUAUCCAGCCAAAUUCUACUGCUUCCCUAUGUUGGAAAGGAACUGAAUAUGAUCAUUAUGCUUCCCAAUGAAAACACUGAUUUGAAAAUGGUGGAAAAAAAACUUUCUUAUGAGAGAUUCAUAGAAUGGACAAAGCCUGACAAGAUGCAUGAAAGAGAGAUGGAAGUUUUCCUUCCUAGAUUUAAACUAGAGGAAACUUACAACAUGGAAGAUGUCCUUUGCAGUAUGGGCAUAGUCGAUGCCUUUGAACAGGGCAAGGCAGACUUCUCAGGAAUGUCGUCUAAGAAGGAUCUGUACUUGUCCAAGGUCACGCACAAGUCCUUUGUGGAGGUCAAUGAGGAAGGUACAGAAGCAGCAGCAGCUACCACCGAAGAAAUGGUUUUAUGUUGUGCCAGUUACACCCUCAGGUUCUGUGCAGACCAUCCCUUCCUUUUCUUCAUCCAGCACAGCAAAACCAAUGGUAUUCUCUUCUGUGGUCGAUUUUCCUCUCCAUAAGGACAUAGGUAGUCAUUGGAUAUAGUCCUUCUCUUUUCUCGUAGUGACCUACAUUUCCUCUACUCUUUAUAGUGUGCCUGUGACCCAAAGUGACUUUAUUAUUGCAGCAGUCAAAAAUGAGAUGUUAGGAAUCUAAUUUUGAAAUUCCUUUUUGAGAACUCUUGUGUGUGUUUGCAUGUUAAAUGUUUUCUAGGAUCUGAACUUGAUCGUCUCCAAGGAUUUUGUGGUCACUUUGUAGGUGGUAUCGAUGACCACUUAGUCAAACCCCUCUGCGUGAAAUGAGGUGUCACCCUCUCCCCACUGCCCACACCAAAACAUUCCAACUAUCAGAGCUAUCUGCUGUCUCUUCAUUUUGUAUAUGGUGCCACCCUCACAGAGCGCUAUGCUUCUGUUUUCCCAAACACAAGAAGAUACAUGUUAUUUUCUGUCUUCUCUGUUCAAUAGUAUUGACAAAUGGGCCCAUUUUUAAUGAAACAAUAGAAAGUGAAAUGGAGACUGGGGAGGAAGUAUGGUGAGUAGGACUCAGAAAUUCUCAGAAGUGGCCCAGCAUGGUGGCUCACACCUGUAACCAGCACUUUGAGAGGCCAAGGUAGGCGGAUCACCUGAGGCCAGGAGUUUGAGACCAGCCCAGCCAACAUGGUGAAACCCCGUCUCUACUAAAAAUACAAAAAUUAGCUGGGCAUGGUUGUGCACGUCUAUAGUCCCAGCUACUUGGGAAGCUAAGGCAGGAGAGUCACUUGAACCCGGCAGGGGGAGGUUGUAGUGAGCCAAGAUUGUGCCACUGCACUGUAGCCUGGGUGACAGAGCGAGACUCUGUCAAAAAGAAAGAAAGAAAGAAAAGAAAGAAAGAAAGAAAGAAAGAAAGAAAGAAAGGGAGGGAGGGAGGGAGGGGGGAGGAAGGAAGGAAGGAAGGAAAGAGAGAAAGAGAGAAAAGAAAGAAAGAAAGAAAGAAAAUGAAAGAAAGAAAGAAAGAAAGAAAAUGAAAGAAAGAAAGAAAGAAAGAAAGAAAGAAAGAAAGAAAGAAAGAAAGAAAGAAAAAGAAGAAAUUUUCAGAAGCGACCUCUCUUCCAGCUCUUCAGAAGCUGGCACAGAGGGUGACAGAGCAGUUAACUGAGACCAGUGAGAAUUCAGUCCAAUUUCCCCGGUGUUUCUGUUUUAAACAUAGUUUGCAUUCACAGGGAUCAGUGGGUCACAAGCCUAUUCAAAUGUACAACUAUCCACUUUCUCUGAAAAUUUACACUUGGUAUCAGGAGGCAGAGAUGAUUAUAUAUGCUCUAUUCACAGUAAUGUAGUUUGAGACAGCUUCACGGGUAUACAUCACAUGUCUUUCUAUAUUUGAAAUAUUUUUUGAAAAGGAAGUUAAGCUUUCUGUGGCCAUUUAUGUUACAGGCUUGAAAUGCAACUGCUGUGAUCAGUGAUAAGGGAACACACUGAUGAUUUAGAUUGAAUGGGAGAGUUAUAUUGUUUUCUAGGGCACAGCUAAAAAGACUUAUUCCAGCAACCCCCUUGCAGCCAGAAAGACCCUGAGCCCUCAGAACUUCACUGACACAACCCAUAUUUUCUUUCCCUAACUGGCCCACUUUUCCCUUUGUACCAAAACCAGCUACUUAGCUUCAGGGAGAGAAUGAGACUGAAGAUUACAAGGAAACAUCCACGUUACAUGUGGGCUGAGAGAGGAAAGAGGGAGUAUCAGAGGUUGUCGGGUUUGCUACUCUCAUUCCUCUUCCUCCUCUGCCCAACACUUGGACUUGGAAAGAAGUCUGAAAGGUGGGGAAUAAUCAGCUCAUAUGAUUCUUCCACUGCAGAGAGAGCCUCUGAGUGCUACAGCCAGGGGCAACAGAGUGGUGCCCUCUUCCUCAGGGAAACACACACCUCUUUGCACUACCUUGCAGAUAGUCCAGUCAAGUGGAGUAAGAGGUGCGAGUGGGGAGUGUAAAUGGAGUAGCCUCUAAGUAUCCAAGCAGGAAGGUGGUUUUUUUCUGUCUUUCCUGGAAUGAGGAUAAUCAAAUCAUUUCCAUAGUGAAUUAUGAAAAUGAAUGAUAAUGGUUUUAUCUGUUAUAGAAAUAUAAUAUAAUCAGACUUUAGCUAUGUAAAUCAUAAAACAUAGAGAUAACAAUAUGCAUAUUGUUCCUAGAGGGUCUUGUAAAAUUAUGUUUGUCAUAUUCUCUUUGAAGAGUUAUCACUCAAUAUUUUAUUUCUGUCUUGUAAGGCCUGAAACCCCAUGUGCUGCCUUGAUGUCUAUGGGCUUCUCAGGGCCUCAGAGGCCUGGCCAUGAAGUCCCCUGCUCUUGUCAGAUAUGUGCACCCUAUUCACCCACUGAGCAGGAAGGCUUCUUGCCCUUCUAAGUUCCCCUAUCAGCCAGUCAGCUGUACCCCACCUGGGUCUCAACCUAGCUCACUUCCCUCCAGCCUGGAAAAUUAUUCAAACAAGUCUGUCACAUCUGGAGGAGUCAGGAAUCGCCUCUUCCUCUUGUUACUGCAACGCCUGCCUUCCACAACCCCUGCUGGUUCACUCUAUUCCCAAAUGCAACUCUCCUGUGACCCUGCAUGGCAUGUGGUGACCUCCCUCCCUGUGAGCAGAUGUGACUAAUAAACUGCUGCCAAUUUCA
Molecule: messenger RNA, 4046 nt
Organism: Pongo pygmaeus (Bornean orangutan)
Lineage: Eukaryota; Metazoa; Chordata; Mammalia; Primates; Hominidae
Product: serpin B6-like
Exons: 8
Coding region: 302-1438 (378 amino acids)
Biological process (GO): negative regulation of endopeptidase activity
Cellular component (GO): cytoplasm
Molecular function (GO): serine-type endopeptidase inhibitor activity
Source: RefSeq, a predicted model, not a curated record